CAUCAGGAGAAAUAAAUUUCAAAAUUAAUGUAUCUAGGCUGGUCAGCUCCGCCGAUGAUCAUUAUCAUCGUUAAGUUUCGAGAUUCUUAUCCGCCAAUAAUGACCCCGCAUUUUGCAGCUAUAAUUUUCACACUUUCAACCAAUGUGAUCGAUUGAAAACGACAAGCCACUACAAUCCGACAAUUACAUCUGCACACAGCCACCUUAUAUGAAUUCUGGAUAUCUGCCAAGAGAGUGCGGCUAUCAUUAUUACAUGAAAUUUGCCAUCUUGCCGACUUAACCAGUUUUUAAGUUUUCUCCAAUCCGGAUAGACCCAAAAAGAUAUCGAGAAAACAUGGAAGACAAGAACAGAGUCUCUAAAAGAAAGAAGGGGGCAGACAACUAUCACAAGUCAAAAUAUAGUCGACCAGGGGCGUCUAUUGAGGCUGGUGAUGCGGGGGUCUUGGUGACUUGCGAUUUGGGUAAAGAGGGGAAAUGCAUUGCCGAGAUACUAGAUUUAUUAUCAGAGUUACACGAGUCUUCUCAAGACUCGAAAGGCACGUCGGCCGCUACUGAAAGCGACGAUGAUGAGGAUGGUGACGAUGACAUUGAAGCGCAAAUUCAGAAAGAAGUCGAAGGCCUCAAGCCCAAGUCCCCGGCUCGUCGACUAUUUCAAGCCAUCAGAUUGGACAUACCUUGUUUGACCUUUAUUCGAAUGGACAAAUCCCUAGAUCCAGUCAAAAUGGCUCAUGAUUUAUGCACAGCGGCCAGGGCCAAUCCAGGUCAGAAAAAAGGUCGAUGGGUUAAGCGGGUAAUCCCACUCACCCAGGUCCGGAAGAUCUUAAGAUAUGACCUUCAUGAAUUUGCUACAGAUAUUUUAAAACCACACUUUCAUGCAGGUAGUGGACCAAAAAAGUACGCCAUACGCCCUACGAUUCGGAACUGUCAUCAACUGAAUAGGGAUAUCAUCAUUCAAACCGUCGCAGCAGCGGUUGGGCCUGAACACAAAGUCGACCUCAAAAAUUACGACCAUGUAAUUCUGGUCGAAGUCGCUCAAAACGUCAUUGGCAUGAGCGUUGUCGGCAGCGAUUACGACAGCCUCAAGCGCUUCAAUUUGGCUGAGAUUUAUCGGCCAUCCUCGAAUAUGCAGAGCAAUCAACACUCCAAGUCGCAGCAAGAGCACACAACUCCCAAUGCUUAAAAAAAUACGAACUAAUUGAUAUUUGUUAUGGUACGGAUCAUGAGUUAAUGACGUAGCUUUGAAGGUACGUGGACCGCCAACAAAUGUGGUGGAGCAAGGUGCUAGGCGUCGGGACCAGUGUCUAGUGUAUUCAAUGAGCAUACUGUAGAAUAAUCAUGUAACUAUGUGGCAUGUGGUAUGCGGUAUUGAGUACAAUAAUUAAUAUCAUAUAUGAACUUGCGAUAUGUAGCCUGCCACCUCAUACCACUCCAGACUCCGGGAAGUCGGCACUGAAGCUGACGUAAUUUUGGAGGUGCGGGAUAAUUUUUGGAGGCUAGCUAUCUGGAAAAGCCGAGUCAAUAAUAGUAGUAGUGCUGCAGUUACUACG
Molecule: messenger RNA, 1547 nt
Organism: Talaromyces proteolyticus
Lineage: Eukaryota; Fungi; Ascomycota; Eurotiomycetes; Eurotiales; Trichocomaceae
Product: THUMP domain protein
Exons: 6
Coding region: 335-1180 (281 amino acids)
Biological process (GO): tRNA modification
Molecular function (GO): RNA binding
Source: RefSeq, a predicted model, not a curated record